Messenger RNA from Tupaia belangeri chinensis (Chinese tree shrew), 2661 nucleotides. It is a transcript of the gene STAR, whose product is annotated as steroidogenic acute regulatory protein. The record is from RefSeq and is a predicted model, not a curated record. Gene Ontology annotation, biological process: intracellular cholesterol transport; steroid biosynthetic process; regulation of steroid biosynthetic process. Gene Ontology annotation, cellular component: mitochondrion. Bases 138 to 995 code for a protein of 285 amino acids. Gene Ontology annotation, molecular function: cholesterol transfer activity; cholesterol binding. The transcript is spliced from 7 exons. NCBI's taxonomy places the organism in Eukaryota, Metazoa, Chordata, Mammalia, Scandentia, Tupaiidae.
AGCCUUCAGCCGGCCGCAUUUAAGACGCAGGGCGCACGGUCCUGGCCAGCUGCACUACCCAGAAGCGGACCGCGAGGGGCUCAGGAGGGACGAAGGAGCCACCCGAGAGCAGAAGCAGUCCCGCACGGCAGCGCACGAUGCUGCUCGCCACGUUUAAGCUGUGUGCUGGGAGCUCCUACAGACAUGUGCGCAACAUGAAGGGGCUAAGACACCAGGCUGUGCUGGCCAUCGGCCAGGAGCUGAAUCGGAGGGCCCUGGAGGGCCCCAGCCCCCAUGUAUGGAUCAGCCAGGUGCGCAGGGGGAGCUCCCUGCUGGGCUCCCGACUGGAGGAGGCUCCCUACAGCGACCAGGAGCUGGCCUACAUCCGGCAGGGAGAGGAGGCCAUGCAGAAGGCCCUGGGCAUCCUCAGCAGCCAGGAGGGCUGGAAGCAGGAGAGCCUGCAGCCCAACGGGGACAAAGUGCUGAGUAAGAUGGUCCCGGAGGUGGGCAAGGUGUUCCGGCUGGAGGUGGUGGUGGACCAGCCCAUGGACAGGCUUUACGAAGAGCUGGUGGACCGCAUGGAGGCAACCGGGGAGUGGAACCCCAACGUCAAGGAGAUCAAGGUCCUGCAGAAGAUCGGCAAAGACACGGUCAUCACACACGAGCUGGCUGCAGAGACGGCGGGAAACCUCGUGGGCCCCCGCGACUUCGUGAGCGUGCGCUGUGCCAAGCGCCGCGGCUCCACCUGCGUGCUGGCCGGCAUGGCCACACACUUCGGGGCAAUGCCCGAGCAGAGAGGCGUCAUCAGGGCCGAGCACGGGCCCACCUGCAUGGUGCUUCAUCCCCUGGCCGGGAGUCCCUCCAAGACCCAGCUCACCUGGCUGCUCAACAUUGACCUCAAGGGAUGGCUGCCCAAAACCAUCAUCAAUCAGGUCCUGUCUCAGACCCAAGUGGACUUUGCCCAGCACCUGCGCAAGCGCCUGCAGUCCAGCCCCGCCCCCGAAGCCCGGGCUUAGCCCAGCCUGCUGUGUCCGCUGCAUUGGCUUCCUGCCCAGCCCGUCGGAAGUUCCUGUCGGAAGCCUGCUUGUCUAAGACCCUCUCUGGACACUGGGCCAGGGUAGUAGGGUUGGGGUGUACUAGGACUCAGAUUGGCCAAAGUUUCAGUACUGAGAAACGGGGAUGGACUCUUAGAGGGCCCCCUACACUGACCAGCUGUAAGGAACGUUAGGGUGCCUCGGAUCUCUGUAAGCCUUCCUUCCUGGGCCAGUGGACGCUCACCUGGACAUUUAAAACAUGCUAGUGGGGGAUCUGGGGGGCCCUAGCAGCCUGCCUCUCCUCCCCCAAUGGGUACAAUAUCACCAAAAGCAGGCAGCCGUCCUCAGGGGACCUUCCAUAAGGAGACUCCAAGUUCUCUCUGUUAAACCAUCGACGAUUAAGCUGAAUUCCCUACUUCCUCCACAACUAGUCAGAACAAAGAAUCGUAACCAACAAAUAACCUGCUCACCAAAUCUUUGAGCGGGUACAGACCUGCUUUAAAAUUACACUCCUUUUAAAGAAAAAGAUAAACUAUUCUAGUAGACUGCAACUUCAUACUAGAGUCCUAGACAGAUUUUAAUUAAACUAACUUCUCUGGCUCAUUAAAAGGCAGGGAACUGCUGAGGAUUUCUCUCAGUUGUGUUGAUGUUACCAGAAUCUCUCCUAAAACUUGCUUCUUAGAGAACUGGUAAGCGAUUAUGAGUAAGAAAGACGGAGAGCUCAAUGGAGGAUUGUAUUUCUCUAAGGCUAGCCAGCCCUGCCCUGAGUGGGCGUCAGCACGAGCACGGCAACACCAUUUCUGUUCACGAUGCCUGUUGGCCGUGAGAAUUCCACGGCUGCCGACAACUUCUCUGCUGAUCUGAAAGGCUUUGAGUUUUAUUUGGGGAGGGGAAGUGGCCGGAAGAAGGGGUAAUAUGGAGACAGCAACCCCCUUUGCCAGGAUUUAGAGAAUUUCUGCUUUGAAAAUAUAAACUGGGACAGGAGGAAAAAGAUGAGCGUUAUCACCAGGAGCUUCCCGCCCAGCCUGGACAGCAGCGCCGACUACUCCCUUUGGAGGUCGAGCUCCGGCUAUUUACUGGGCAGUGCAGCGGCAGUGGGAAGGUGGCACUGACGGAGGUAGGAAAACACCCCAGCUGGUAGAGCUGUUUAUUCUAACUUACUCGACAGUAUUAGCCUACCUUCGGCAUGGAACCUGAUUACCCAGAACACCCGUCAGAGAGGACGGUUGCAGGGAAGUAUCUGCCGAACAGCACUGUCAUCCACUACCAGCUGAGACGGCUACUGUGUGAAGACACGGUCAAGCAACAGAGCAACAGAUACUAUGGUUUGAAGAGAACUGACAGGACCGGCCCCACAGUGCCGACCAUGCUUCACACCCCAGUCCAGUGGCUGGGCAAACAUGCCGGGCACAUAUGCAUGAUGCCCAGAGUCCCAAUGGGAAGAGGACUGUAGUGUGGCCACACCCACUCAGGGUGCUUUCUCUCGGGAAACCAGGCUGACCGUGAAGAAAUGGGUUCCAACAAACAUGCUCUCAGGCUGAUUUACAUUCACCUCCUUCAAAUUGUGUAACUGUGUCUUAGUGGCAUCUGGGAUGUAUUUCCCACGUAUUAAUUUUAUAUUAGAAUAAAUAAACAAGUUGGCACUGAU